Molecule: messenger RNA, 1772 nt
Organism: Lotus japonicus
Lineage: Eukaryota; Viridiplantae; Streptophyta; Magnoliopsida; Fabales; Fabaceae
Product: protein MAINTENANCE OF MERISTEMS-like
Exons: 3
Coding region: 332-1666 (444 amino acids)
Biological process (GO): meristem development; meristem maintenance
Source: RefSeq, a predicted model, not a curated record
CCUGAUCCAGAGGUUGCCGCCGUUUCCGGGGGGGCUUGUUGAGCUAUCGCUCCUCACCCAUUAUGCUGAUCACAAGGCUCCCUGGGCGUGGCAUGCACUCCUACGCACAGACGAGCGGUAUGUGGACCGUCGACAGUUGAAGGUGGCCACAGCUGGGGGGAAGGUUUGGAACCUUGCUUGUGAUGGUGAUUCAGACAGUCACAGGCGGGUUCGAGAGUUGAUUGAGCAGACGGGUCUUCAUCAGCUACCCUAUUGCAGCUACCCGGUGACAGAUGCAGGCCUUAUUUUGGCCCUUGUGGAGCGAUGGCAUGAGGAGACUAGUAGCUUCCACAUGCCGUUCGGGGAGAUGACUAUCACCUUGGACGACGUGUCGGCUCUUCUCCAUCUCCCCAUGGGGUCGAGGUUCUAUACGCCUGGGAGGGGGGAGAGGGACGAGUGUGCAGCGCUCUGUGCUCAGUUGAUGGGAGGAUCUGUUGGUAUUUAUGAGGCUGAGUUUGAUACGAAUAGGUCCCAGACUAUUCGCUUUGGGGUCUUGCAGACCCGGUAUGAGGCUGCGUUGGCGGAGCACCGAUAUGAGGACGCUGCACGGAUUUGGCUGGUGAACCAGCUAGGCGCCACGCUCUUUGCUAGCAAGAGCGGAGGCUACCAUACGACCGUCUACUGGAUAAGGAUGUUGGAGGAUCUUGGUCGAGUGUGCGAGUACGCGUGGGGCGCGAUUGCGCUCGCUACGCUAUACGACCAGCUUAGUCGAGCGUCCAGGAGGGGGACGACCCAGAUGGGAGGUUUUAGCUCGCUCCUGCUAGGAUGGGUCUACGAGUACCUUUCUGACCGCGUCAUUAUCCGUAGGGCGGAUCCAGAGUACUCGCAGGACCAGCCUAGGGCGCGGCGGUGGGCUAUGUCCCGGGUCGGGCAUGCAGGCCUUGAUGAGAGGCGAGUCAUGCUCGAUGAGCUGACAGUGGAUGACGUUAUAUGGACCCCAUUUGAGGACCAUCGGGCUCAUCGACCACGGGAUCCGAGGGCCAUGUAUUCUGGCUACAUCCGGUCGCCAUUUGGCCGUGUUGUUCGACGGCAUCUACCAGAGAGGGUUCUGCGCCAGUUUGGCUACAUACAGGAUGUCCCUCGACACCCCUCUGAGAUCCAGACGUCUGGGUCCCUUGCUGAGACCGCAGAUGCUGCCUUUGCUGAGUUUGCGCCGCACCUCCGCCCUCAGGGGAUCCCCGCUACAUAUCCGGGAGAGGCUGUGGAGGAUUACAUGAGGUGGUACAGCGCUGUGUCCCAUCGGUUCAUCAUCCCUGAUGAUAGGAGGGAGGAGUUCAGUGCAGUGACUGUUAUGCGUCGGGCCGUGGACUUGUUGGAGCAGUCACUCGAGGUGCCAGAUGCUCCUGCAGAGGGCACGCAUUCCCGAUCCCUCACUGAGAGGGCGCUGGAUCUUAUUAGAUCCAAUGCCUUCAUUGGUACCCAGGGGGUAGCCUUUGCUGCUGUCCGAGGAGCUAGAGCUGCAGGAGGCAGAGGUCGUGGAGACAGAGCGCGUGGAGGCAGAGGCCGUGGAGGCAGAGCCCGUGGAGAGGGUGCUCCUGCAGAGGGUGCGCGUGGAGGCAGAGGCCGUGGAGGCAGAGCCCGUGGACCUAGAGGUCGUAGAGGGGCCGGUAGGGGUCGGGGCGAGUGAUUGACUGUAUAUUUGUAUAUUUUUUUUGUAUUUUUAUAUUAUGACAUGUGACUCUUUGUAUUAGGACUCUCUUUAUAUUAAUCAUGCUUUCUAUUUUCACUCAUUA